GUAGUAACGGAGACACACAGCCACUCUCGCAUCGCUCUUGGUCGCGUUUCUCGCUCCUCUCUGUUGCUCUGAUUUAUCGAGUAUUGAAGCUCACAAACUGCAAUGGCGGGGAUGGUACCUCCAGGUACGGCGAUGCUAGGCGAGGCAUCUGCUGCAGCGUCAGCCAAGAAGAUCAAUGAAGUUGGGAAGAAAGUCGAUUACAUGAACCUCCCUUGUCCCAUUCCCUAUGAAGAACUCCAUCGUGAAGCUCUUAUGUCUUUAAAGCCAGAGCUUUUUGAGGGGAUGCGCUUCGAUUUUACCAAAGGACUCAAUCAGAAAUUCUCUCUUAGUCACAGUGUGUUUAUGGGACCUAUGGAACUUCCUUCACAAUCUGCAGAAACCAUCAAAAUCCCUACUGCCCAUUAUGAGUUUGGUGCUAACUUUAUAGACCCUAAGUUAAUGCUUUUUGGGAGGGUGUUGACGGAUGGGAGACUAAAUGCUAGAGUGAAGUGUGAUUUGACCGAUGAUCUUACUCUGAAGGCUAAUGCUCAGCUUACAAAUGAGCCCCAUAUGUCACAUGCCAUGUUCAACUUUGAUUAUAAGGGUAAAGACUACAGGACCCAGCUUCAACUAGGAAAUGGAGCCUUAUUUGGAGCCAGUUACAUUCAGAGUGUGACGCCACAUUUGUCUUUGGGUGGUGAAGUUUUUUGGGCUGGUCAACAUAGAAAGUCUGGUCUUGGAUAUGCUGCUCGAUAUGAGACAGAUAAAAUGGUGGCAACAGGGCAAGUUGCUAGCACUGGAAUGGUUGCUUUGAGCUAUGUUCAGAAGGUUUCUGACAAGGUUUCACUAGCUACAGACUUCAUGUAUAACUACAUGUCAAAAGAUGUGACUGCAAGUGUUGGUUAUGAUUACAUCCUUAGACAAGCACGUCUAAGAGGAAAGAUAGAUUCCAAUGGCUGUGCAGCAGCUUUCCUAGAAGAGCGCUUAAAUAUGGGUCUCAAUUUUAUUCUUUCUGCUGAGUUAGAUCAUAAGAAGAAAGACUACAAAUUUGGAUUCGGAUUGACAGUAGGGUAAUUGAAUUGAAGUCCCAAAGGUUUAUAUCAAAGCUUUACAUAAAGUCGGUGCUAGCUAGUUAGCAAGUUUUCUAGGUAAACUUUGCAUUUGAUGUUGAAGGUCAAGGGGUUGGUUGUAAUGGUUUGAGCAAACAUUAUUUGUGGGGCUGUUGCAGCUGCUGCAAACAGUUUUUUAGCUUCAAUAUUCAUUCUCCGGAGAUGUCACUUUAUUUCCAUGAUAGGGAUGUACAAUUUCAAGAUGAAACGUAGGGAUGGUUCUUAUAAUAAGGUUUUCAUUGAAUAACACUUUCGAUGCUUUAUUCUUAA
Manihot esculenta (cassava) is the source of this 1358-nucleotide messenger RNA. RefSeq names its product mitochondrial import receptor subunit TOM40-1. NCBI's taxonomy places the organism in Eukaryota, Viridiplantae, Streptophyta, Magnoliopsida, Malpighiales, Euphorbiaceae. The record is from RefSeq and is a predicted model, not a curated record. The transcript is spliced from 11 exons. Gene Ontology annotation, biological process: protein import into mitochondrial matrix. Gene Ontology annotation, cellular component: mitochondrial outer membrane translocase complex; mitochondrial outer membrane. Gene Ontology annotation, molecular function: transmembrane protein transporter activity. The coding region runs from base 103 to 1053 and encodes 316 amino acids.